This is a messenger RNA of Lingula anatina, 1881 nucleotides long. Its product is annotated as organic cation transporter protein. Gene Ontology annotation, biological process: transmembrane transport. Gene Ontology annotation, molecular function: transmembrane transporter activity. The record is from RefSeq and is a predicted model, not a curated record. Gene Ontology annotation, cellular component: membrane. Lineage: Eukaryota; Metazoa; Brachiopoda; Lingulata; Lingulida; Lingulidae.
AUGAAUGAUAGCUUAACUGUGUAUAAUGUAGCUGAGAUAAUUUCUGUGCCACUGCUGUACAAUAGCAGUACCCAAGGGGAUGAAUUGGUGGAAAUAAACAAGUGCACGAAGAGUGGUCUUCCCUGUAAUGGCCAUACCUUCAACACUGAUUUUACAUCCAUUGUAACAGAGUGGGAUUUAAUCUGCAACCGAGACUUUAUCAGUGACACUAUAUCGUCCCUCCAGAUGGCCGGAGUACUGAUAGGUUCUCUGGUGUUUGGACAGUUGGGGGACGCUUUCGGUCGAAAGAAGGUGUACUUUUUUGCCUUGCCGUUCACCAGCAUAGUAGGAGCAGCGCAAGCUUUUACUAAUGACUGGGUACAGUUUGCUAUACUACGCUUCCUUAGUGGAACGGGGAUUGGAGGUUGUAUUGUUGUCGGCUACGUUUGGAGUGUUGAAUUCCUCGGCCCUAAGUAUCGCCCUGUUACAACUGCGUUGGGGCUGUGGUUUUUUGGAUUACUGAUACUACUGCUGUUUGGCUACUUCAUCCGAGAAUGGCGUACAUUUUUGCUAAGCACUACUUUACCAGGAGUCUCAAUCAUCAUCGCUUGGUGGUUUCUUCCGGAGAGUCCUAGGUGGCUGCUGUCGCAGGGUCGAUAUGACGAGGUUGUCACUAUUGCCAAAAGAAUAGCAAAAGGCAACAACAAACCUUUGCCAGAUAUGGAUGCUUUUGUUCAACAAUGUGAAGAAGAAAUGCAUUUAGCACAACGCAACAGACGGUACAGAUUUUGGGAUCUUUUCCGGACCCCGACUCUCACAAGAACUACAACUAUGAUCAUGUUUAUUUGGUUUACAGAAAGCCUUUUAAGCUAUGGGUUAUUGUUCAAUUUGAAGAACUUGCCAGGCAGCAAAUACGUCCACGUAGGCAUAAACGUCGGUCUAGGAUUCAUUGUUGCGCUCCUCAUGCUCAUUUUAACUAGAUGUAUUGGUCGCAGAAGAAUAGCGGGUGUUUGUCUGCUUGUAACGGCAGUUUUAAUGAUUCCUCUCAUUGUCCUGGUAGCUGUUGGGUGGUACACGGAGUUGUGGGUGGUAGUCUCAGUGAUAACUAAUAUAGCCCUAACCAGUAUAGAGAUAGGUUGGAAUGCCAUGUUUAUUUUAACCUCGGAAUGCUAUCCAACGCCCAUAAGGAAUCAAGGUCUAGGGUUUGCCUCCAUGUCAGCUCGAAUAGGCGGUAUCAUUGCUCCUCAGAUGGCGUACGUAACUAAGUUCUGGGUGGGGAUACCUUACGUCAUUGGCGUUUGUUUCGCCUUGGCAGCCGGCUUGGUUACAUGGUUCUUGCCUGAAACAAGACAUAAAGCGCUAGAAGAUAGCGUGCCACCGAGAUCCUGGUGUUUCUGUUGGGCCAAAAGGAAAGAGAUAUCUUAUGGCAGGACUAAGAACACUGACGUUCCUUUACAAGAUCUUAUGCUUCAAAUGGACGAAGGGGCACGUUUUACGGAUAAAAUAUAGAUCAACAUAACUUUGCUAUUUACAUAUAUACAAUUUGAUUGACAUUUUUUAAGAAUCACUUUUUAGUGAAAACUGCGGGUUGGGACUUUUAAAAUAUCAACAGCACUUGCAAAUACGAAUUAAGUAAUUUUGGCUAUUUACAUCAGGGCUGUUAAUAUACCACGACGUCUGCAAUAAGUAGUUUUGCUUAAAAACUAUAGCAAAUAUGUUAAACGUCUACACAAUUAUCUAUUCCAUUGAUAUUUGAAAAAUGACUGCUCUAAUUUGUACACUGGGGACAUUAAUAGAACUUGCAGUAAAAUCGCUACGAUGGCAAAUUUGAGUAACUGCGGCAGUACCUGUUCAAUAUUUAUCCAAUAACUGUUUUAAAAAAAAUAAAUAGGAUAACUCUUU